GAGGUGGGGCUUUUGCGCUCACUUUGAAGCAACAAGUCAACCUGACUGACAGACAGGCAGGCAGACGGACGAGAGACUAACUCCAUCGUGUUUCAGCGGCAGGUGGUCACAGCUACACCGCACACUGUGAAUGGGAAUAUUACCACCCUGGCUUCAGAAGCAACGUUUGCGAUGGACUGACUAGAAUAACUACGUUGAUAUAGUUCAGACUCUUGCUAAAGAAGUAUACAAGUGUUGUUGUUUUUUUUUUUUCGUACGAGCCACGCGUCUCUGCGUGCGUAAUGCUCUCCAUUUAGAGCCCUUCGAUAAUCUUCUUUUUUUUGGUUUCAGCUGGAUGUGUUUUAGUUGUGUAUGAUGGCAUUCGCUAGAUUCAGCAGAAUACUCCGUUUGCCCACGAUUGAAUUAAAAAAGAAAGUUAAGCAGUACGAGCACGUCCACCGGGACAUCAACCCAAACGACUUAUGGGAAUUAAUCGGCGAGUUGGGCGACGGUGCGUUUGGAAAGGUCUACAAGGCCAGGAACAAGGAGACCGGAGUUUUAGCUGCGGCAAAACAGAUCGAAACAAAAAGCGAGGAGGAGUUGGAGGACUACAUUGUUGAGAUUGACAUCCUGGCAAAAUGUGACCACCGCUACAUCGUGAAGCUGCUUGAUGCAUUUUACCAUGACAACAAACUGUGGAUCAUGAUCGAGUUCUGCCCCGGAGGAGCUGUGGAUGCCACAAUGUUAGAGCUGGAUCGUGGACUGACAGAGCCGCAGAUUAAGGUGGUUUGUCGCCAGAUGCUGGAAGCUCUGGUCUACCUGCACAGCAUGAAGAUCAUCCACAGAGACCUGAAGGCCGGGAACAUCCUCCUGAUGCUGGACGGGGACAUAAAACUUGCUGAUUUUGGAGUGUCUGCAAAAAACACCAAAACCUUACAAAGAAGAGAUUCCUUCAUUGGAACGCCAUACUGGAUGGCCCCAGAGGUGGUGAUGUGUGAGACAAUGAAGGAUGCUCCGUAUGACUACAAGGCGGAUAUCUGGUCCCUGGGCAUCACUCUGAUUGAGCUCGCCCAGAUCGAACCUCCCCAUCAUGAGCUCAACCCCAUGAGGGUGCUGCUGAAGAUCGCCAAGUCAGAUCCACCAAGCCUGGACCAUCCAAACAAAUGGUCUCCGGAGUUUAAAGAUUUCCUGAGGAAAGCUUUGGAUAAAAACCCAGAGACCCGUCCGACUGCAAUGCAACUCUUGGAGCACCCUUAUGUGCGAUCUGUGACGUCGAAUCGCCCUCUGCGGGAACUGGUGGCCGAGGCCAAAGCUGAGGUCAUGGAGGAAAUUGAAGACAAUAGAGAGGAAGGAGAGGAGGACGACGGCAUGGAACUCACUGCGUCUCCAGGAAAGGAGCCAUGCCAGACCAGUCAGACUAGUUUGGAAGGAGACCAGUCUCCGGGUCCCCCGAGCCCCACCACGCCCUCCCCCACCACUGCAAUACCUUUACCCAGGCAGGAGUCUGAGCCAGAAUCGGCAACAGAGGAACAGCCGGGCUCUGUCAUGGUGGUCCCUGUUCCCAUUCCACGGCAAAAUGUCCCCCACAAAGCUCAGGAGGAGGCGGAGGAUAAACUUGCAGAUGACGCCACUAAUGGGUCUGAGAAAUCUGAAAGCGAGGUGUCAACGAAGACUUCCAACUCAGAUUCGGGAAUUGAGGAUGGGAAGAGCACCCCAAUACUGGAGGGGGAGAAGGUGGCAGAGGAGACCCCGGAGCCAGAACAGACCCCAGCUGCUCCCCGGGAUGAGACAUCUGAGGAACAGGUUGACAUCAUCAUAGAUUCCACAGACCCAGAAGUACCUAAGAUCCAGCUAGCAGAGGAGAACAGCGUCAUUGCUAAUGGAGACUUAACAACUACGGCUACUACAACUCCCACACCUUCUCCAGUGGCCUCAACUACUCUUACCCCAGUACCUACACCCCGCUCUGGGCUGAACGGAAGCCUAAUCAAGGGAACCCCAGAGCGGACAUCGACAGGAGGAAACUCUGAGAAUAUCCCGCCUUAUAUCAAUGGCAAGAUUAUCACCAAACGGUCCUCUUAUUCCGGCAGCAUGGCUUCAGAGAGCAUGGACAUGUCCAUCAACAAGGAGAUGAUAUCAAUGUCUGCAAGGGACUUCUCCAGUAAGACUCUGAAGCGAACCAGGAAGUUUGUUAUCGACGGUGUGGAGGUGAGUGUGACCACCUCCAAGAUCAUCAAGGACGAUGAGAAGAAAGAUGAAGAGAUGCGGUUCUUGAGGCGUCAGGAACUGCGUGAGCUCCGUUUGCUGCAGAAGGAGGAGCAUCGCGCUCAGGCUGGUCUAAAUACUAAACUGGAAACACAAAGAGAACAAAUGCAAAGACGCUUUGACCAGGAGAUGAAUGCCAAGAAGAAGCACUAUGAUGUGGAGCUGGAGAACCUGGAGAAGAACCAGAAGCAGACCAUAGAAAAGAUGGAGGCAGACCACAAUGUCAAACUCAAGGAUGAGACCAAACGCAUCAAGUCAGAGCAGGAACGUGACUACCACAAGUUCCAGGAUCAGUUAAAACACAAGAAAAAGGAGGUGAAGCAGUCUGUUGACAAGCUGCCCAGAAGCCAACGUAAAGAUUCCUUGAAGCAGAUGAUGAAUUCUUUCCAAGAAAAGAAGAUUAGAGAUGAGAAUAACUUCUUGGCAGCUCAGAAGAACCACCUGGACAACACGCUGCAGAGAAUCAUCACCAACAACAAGAGAGAGAUCGCAGAGAUGGAGAGGGAAUGCCUUAACAGGAAACACCAGCUAGUCAGAGAGCGUGAAGCUACGAUAUGGGACAUGGAGGAGAAGAACCUGUAUGAGAGACAUCAGUUGUUGAAGCAGCAGCUGAAAGACCAGUACUUCCUGCAACGGCAUCAGCUUCUCAAAAAACACGAGAAGGAGCAGGAACAAAUGCAGUGCUACAAUCAUCGGAUGAUUGAGAUUAUGAAGGCUCGCCAGCAGCAGGAGAAGAGUCGGAUGCCGAAGAUCCAGCGCGGUGAGGCCAAGACGCGUAUGGCCAUGUUCAAAAAGAGCCUUCGCAUCAACUCUUCAGGCAAUUCCUCAGAGGACAGAGAGAAGAUUAAACAGUUUUCCCUGCAGGAGGAGAAGCGGCAGAAGUCCGAGAGGCUGCAUCAGCAGCAGAAACACGACAACCAGAUGAGAGAGAUGGUUGGACAGUGUGAAAGCAACAUCAGAGAGCUGCAGCAGCUGCAGAACGAAAAGUGUCACCUGCUGGUCGAGAACGAGACUCAGAGGCUAAAACAUUUGGAUGAACAACACAACCAUCUGCUGAAGGACUGGAGGGAUCAGCUGAAACCCAGAAAGAAGGCGCUCGAAGAGGAGCUGAACAUGAAGAAAAGAGAGCAGGAGGCUUUCUUUAGGAUGACUGAGAGUUCUGAUUGUCCAAACCCAAGUUCACCCAACAAGCUGUCCAGGUUUGUGCCUUACCAAGACUCUUCCACCACGUAGAAACUGUUGUGAUGUCGUUGCCCAGUAUGUCCUGUCCCACUGUUAGCGCCAACACAUAACCAUCAAAACGCACACCUACAGGCUUCACACAGCAGCCUGCUGCCUUUGUUUUCAUUUGCUCAGCUUGUAAAGGCAGCACACCUGUCCCUCCAUUAGGGUUCCCUUUUUGUUUUUCAGUGACUAUUUAUGUUUUAACUCAUUUUCUAAGGUGUUUCUUUGACAAAGGUUUCAAAAUGUGUAUUCUUCACAUGACUCGAUUACAGCCUGUGCUCCCAAAGAGUCUUUCUUUUCUUUUUUCUGUUAACGUCAUAUUGAUCACCAGUGAUCAUUCAACUCCCAGCAUGGGAAGGGAAUUUACUCCCACACUAAGUGGAAGAUUGUUUUUUUUUUUUAAAAACCUGUUGAAACGGUAACAAAGCACUUUCCACCGAUCCCAAAUUAUCAGCAACGUCUUCCAAAAACAACGACCAAAAAAUGAUUUACCAAAACGUUUCCUGUUUGGGAUUUAGCAGCUGAAGUCUGCCUUUAUUUAUUUUAAGAACAACCUUAUCCAGAUGUAUCACUGUAAAUGCUAAGUUAAAUAUUUGUCUCUUGUUUUAAACCAACACCAAUCAUAUGAAGGAUGUGCUUUUAUUUUGUAUCUUGUACCAAAUGAGGGAUGAGGCUAUAUCAAGAUCAGACUUUUAGUUUUUAGUUUUUUUUUUUAAAUGAUUACUUUUAAGGUGAGAUUUUAACAGAUAAGGAAAUCUAAUUGUUAAUCCCGAUGUGUGUUGCUUUUGUAAUAUAGAUUUCUUUUCUGUCGUACUUUUACUGUAAAAUCAGUCACACUGGAUGGGAACUGACAAAGCCAAAGCGAAAUACUGUUGUCCUUUUUUUUUCUUUUCUUUUUUAGGACGUGAGGAAGUUUAAGUUUGAAUAAAAAUAAAAAAAAGAAAUGUAUUCAUGAUAUUAUUGUGCAGUGAAUGCACCGCCUGCUAACCAAAGUGCAAUAUUCCAUGUCCGUCUUUGCUAAGCUUCAAGAGGUUCUUUUUCUUACACGUUGCCUUCCUUUGCACUGAGAGGAGGAAUACUAUGAAGAGUUCAACUCCAAAAGCAGAUGCGUCACUUUUUUUCAAAAUGAAAGUAACAGCUUUACCUAAUUAUUACAUCCUAAUAUAUAUAUAUAUAUAUAUUUUUAAUUAUUUGUGAAGGCAAUCAUUUCAGGGUUUGACUUUCAGAUGAUCACUUUUGGAACACAACUCUUCAUAUCAUUUGAAAGGGAGAGCAACGAUUUUGUCUGCUGUCAAAUGCCUCGAAAUGUAGAAGUGAAACAAAAUCCUUCAGUUUGCAGCGGCGGAGGAGAUUGUUGCAUGUUAGGUGAGAGGUUUUUUUUUUCCUGCAUAUUUAUAUGGAGCAAGUCCUGCAUCAGGUACAUCUUAAUCCCUCUCACCCCUACUCUCACAAAGUCUCCCGAAGUGUUCAAACUUGUUGUGAAAAUACUUAUUUUUUUUUUUUCCCUGUCCUGCUCAAUCUAUGCCUUCCACUCUGCUUCGGUUUACAUGAUAUUAUUUGAAUAGAGGGAUUGUGAAUGUGAAUGAAACUGUAUCCGAAGGAACCACUGUUGUAAAUAACUCUUAAUAAAAGGCAGAUUUUCUAAA
Molecule: messenger RNA, 5114 nt
Organism: Labrus mixtus (cuckoo wrasse)
Lineage: Eukaryota; Metazoa; Chordata; Actinopteri; Labriformes; Labridae
Gene: stk10
Product: serine/threonine kinase 10
Exons: 20
Coding region: 352-3477 (1041 amino acids)
Biological process (GO): protein phosphorylation
Molecular function (GO): protein serine/threonine kinase activity; ATP binding
Source: RefSeq, a predicted model, not a curated record